Molecule: messenger RNA, 803 nt
Organism: Salvia hispanica
Lineage: Eukaryota; Viridiplantae; Streptophyta; Magnoliopsida; Lamiales; Lamiaceae
Source: RefSeq, a predicted model, not a curated record
UUCCGACUUCUACUUUGUUGAAGAAGAAAUGGAGAGGCACUUCUACCAAUACUUUUUUUUUAAUUAUUAUAUUUCAUUAGUGGUUACUCCAUUACUAGCACUCAAAUUUUGUCAUAUAUAAGUCCCCACUCUCCAACGGCUAUCCACAAAUAGCCCUUAUGCAUUAGAUAGUGAAGACUGGUGUAAAGUUGAAACAGAGAGAUAUGCUGAAGAAGAUGAUGGCGAUGGCGGCAUCCAGAGUUAAGGUGAUCAAGGAUACGACGAGAGCCAUCGAGACUCGCCUCAUCAUACAAUGGCUUCUCUUGCGGGGGGACAAGAGGAUGGUCCGCCACCUCUUCCAUAGGAGGAAUCGUGUUAAGCAGUUUGAAAAAUUCGAGGAGGGUGGUGAUGUUUUCCUACCCGAUGAUUCAGAGUUCAUUGAAAGCAACUCUGUUGCUACGUCUCCAGCCAGUGUGGUUCAGGUAGCCGAGGAGAUGGACGAUGCCAUGAAUAUGGAAGAUGACUACUAUGAUGAUGCAUAUCCACUGGAGACGAUGAGGGAGGAGCAAGAGGAGGAAUUCAAAUUGGAGGAUGAUAUAGACAAGGUGGCUGACCUCUUUAUCCAAAGAUUUCAUCACCGGAUUUGGUUGCAGAAGCAGCAAUCUGAUGAAGUGAUCCAUGCUUGAGGCUAGGCCCUCUCUCUCUCUCUUAUCAGUAUGGCAUCAUGGGAUACAUAAAAGUAUCCUGCAUGUAUUUAAUGUUAGCAGCAACAUAUAUGACAAUUAUUGGGUAAUUUUGGAUGGAGAAGCAAGCCCAUUGUGCAA